CGUUUACCAUAUCGUAAUGGCGGUAGCCUGAACUAUUUUGAAUUCUUAUCUGCUUUUCGAGGUUUACGGCGUGUCUGGGCGGUAAAAUGCCCUGUUUUGUUGGUAAAAACAAUUUAUAAGUUUACGGCUAUAAUGGAUUCUGUUGUUGGCGACGACGUGACCCUCCCCGUUGAUGUCAACGGAAGCUGCCAGCUCCCAGACUCCAUAAAUGCAGGAGAGUUUUCUUCAGACAACAUGACAGCUCCGUCCUUUCCUGAAAAGAUGUCCCCCGUCAAAGCUUUCACCAUGAAGGACUAUGAGAAUCAAAUCACAGCUCUGAAGAAAGAGAACUUUAAUCUGAAGCUUCGCAUUUACUUCAUGGAGGAGCGAAUGCAGCAGAAAUGUGAUGACUCCACUGAAGACAUUUUCAAAACGAACAUAGAGCUUAAGGUGGAGUUGGAGUCGAUGAAGAGAGAGCUAGCUGAGAAACAGGAGCUGCUUGUGUCUGCAUCUAAAGCGUUGGAAAGUCUAGCGGGUCGAGAAUCAGGAGAACCCCAGCGAGUGAGAGAGCAAGCUCAUAGGGAGAUGGGCGCAUUAAGAGAUGCAUUCAGCAAAAGGAUAGCAGAACUAGAACAGAAUUUACAGGCAGCAGAAGAAGAGAUUGGGAGGAUGGCUGCCAUUGCUGAAGAAGAGAAGCUUAAGAAUAUAAACAUGGAGAAGCAACUUCAGACUGUUGCUUCAACAGACAUCCAUCCCCCAUCUUCUCUCCCCAGAACAGUACAGGAUUUACAGCAAGCUCUACAGAAGAGUGACAAUGAAAUCAAGCAGCUCAAGAUCACCGUUAAGAACCAGGAGGCUUUGAUCCAACAGAAGAACAGUGGAGACUCACAGACAGACCCACAGUCAACCAAGCAACUCUCUGAGCUUAUUGUAGAAAAGGACCAGCAGCUUAAGGACCUGAGGGAUGAUCUUCAAAGAGAGAAAGACAAAGUGCAGCCAGACCAACAGAAGAGUGAUAUAAAUCGAUUGGAGUCCAUCAAUAAAAUGCUGACUGAAGAGGUCAACCGGGUAAAAAGCGCCAAUGAAAACAUGACAAAAACACUCGAGGAUUCACAAAAUCACAACAAGACCCUGUCUGUGACGUUGGAGGAGAAGGAGAAUGAGCUUGACACAGAGAAGAAAAACGCUCUGAAGAGAGAUAAAACCAUCCAAGGGCUUACCCAGGUCCUCAGAGAAAAGGAAAAAGAGAUUGAGGAACUUUGUCAGGAGAUUGAGGACAGGGAUGAUGCUUUGGCCAAGGCCAGAGAGGCUGCACAUAAAGCCCAACUGCAGAAAUACCAGGGAGUAGAGGAGCAUCAAAGCCUGUUAAUGGAAAAACAAACUGAGUUGGCCCAACUCCAAGGGGAGCAUCACACCAAGGUGCUCGAAGCCCAAAAACUACAGCGUGCCUUGGACAGGAAAGAACAAGAACUUGCUGAUUUGCAGCAGUCAAAGGACCAACUUGAGAUGGAACUAGAAGACAUGCAGCAACAGAAAAAGAAAGGAGACAAAGCCCUAAACGAUCUCACCAAUCAGCUGAAAAAAGUGAACGGUGAGAUGAGAGAACGGGAAAGUGCUCUGGAACAGCAGUACCAGGAGAUGCUGGAACAAGCCAAAAGAAAGCUGCACAGCCACGAAGCCACCAUCCAGAGGCUCACAACCACACUGGCUGAUAAAGAGCAGCAGCUACAGGAUUACAUAAACAUGGUCAGAGACUUGGAGCAAAGCAAAAGCCCCGGGAGUAAUGACGGCAUGCUUACCAAGCUGCGGCAAAGGCUAAAAGAAAAUGAGAGCGCCCUGGAGCAAGCUCUGGAUGACAAAUUUGCUGCCAUUGAGGAGAAAGACAAUGAGAUCCACCAGCUGCAGCUGCUGCUCAGAGAAAAGGAACGGGACUUGGACCGGCUCAAUAACCUGCUCACUCAUAAUGAGGAAACCAUCAAUAACUUUGACAGUCUUAUCAAGGAGAAAGAUGUGGAGCUGCAACAUCUUGCCAACACACUGAAGAACCUGCAGAGAGCUAAGCAAGAUGUAGAAGAUAAUCUGAACAGAUCACUGAGGGAGAAAGAUGCCAUCAUCCACCAGCUACAGCUCUCCUUAGAGGGCAAGACUAAAGAUAUGGAAGAAAUGGCAAAGAGCGUUCUGAACCACUCACAGAGUCAGGCUCAGGACCUGGCCGAGCAGAGGGGCCAGAGGUUAAAGGUCACAGAAGCAAUGCUGUCUGAGGCUGUGAAAGCCAGAGAAAGACUAAUAGAUGACAAUGAGAACGCUGUGGAGGGACUAUUGGCUACAAUUAACAGCAAGGACCAGCUUCUUAAGAAAGAUCAAAAUCAGGAAGGAUGUAAUAGACCGGAGGCCAGCAGCAGUGAUGAUGGUGAUGAUGAUGCAGGGUUUUCUCAGGAGUCUGCAGAGCACUUUAACCGCAUGCUGUCUGAGCGUGCUCAGGAGAUUCAGGAACUGAGGAAGCAGUUGGCUGAUAAGCAACAGGAGCUUGCCAAAGCUGAGAGGAAAAGCUCGUCAACAACCCAAGAGAGUUAUUUAGAGACGGCAGAACUAAGAACCCUGCUUGUGGAGAAAGACAACCUCAUUGACAAGCUUUUGCAGCGAGGUCAGGAGAGGGACAAGUUCUUGGCAGAGAUGAGUCAGAAGGUCGAUGGAGAUCACAUGUUGGAGCUCAGGCAAACAAUUCAGAUCAUGCAAGAGAAACUUGAGGAGAGAGAAGCUGACCUAUCAAGAAGAAACACCGAGGACAAUCAGGAGAACAUUCCAGUCUCCAAGAAAACAGUUGUUGUCCUGAAGAAGGAGUUGGCUCAGAAAACUGAAGCACUGAACAAAGCUCUGAAGAGGGAAAAUGAACUGAAGAUUUCUUUGGCUGAUCUCCAGUCACUGCUGUCUGAGCUCCAGGGUCGCAGUGAAGGUCAAGCUGCUAACAUCGAUUCCCUCACUGCUACACUGAAGACCAAGGAUGAGAUUAUUAAUGUUCUCCAUCAACGCCUUGGACAGGGAAGUGACAGCCGGAAUGAUUCUACUCAAGACCAUCUGAUUGGCUCCAACAUGGAUAGAUCUCUACCGGCAUUGCCUCAGAGAGAAAUAACCAUGAUAGGAGGAGACAGCCAGCAAGACGCUUUGCCCCAUCGUUCAGCCUUGCAGCAGGAGCAUGAUGCUCUAAAUAAAGCCCUGAGAGCUGAACAACAGCUGUACUCCAGUUUAGUUAGGACUGUGAAGGAGCCGGAUAGUGGCCAGCGUCUCCAUGCUCUGCAGCUGGAACUGACAGCAGUUCAGCUGCUCAGGCAGCAGCUAGAAGACAGCGUCAAAACUAAUGAGGAGCUCAGGGAUGAUUUGGAGAGAGAGAUACAGAGAGCCAAACUCAGAGAAGGUGUGGACCUCAUUGAUCCGAAGGAACUGGAGAGCAUGAGGCAUCAGCUUGAGGACGCCCAGCGCUGGAAUGCGUCCCUGCAGGCUCGCUUGGGAGCAAUUCAGAACCGUGGAGGAGGAGUUGGCGGAACCAGUGAUGGUGAAACCUUGAGUUUCAUUGGAGAUCAGACUUCUUACAUGAGUAUCUGUGUGGGAGAAGGGCCGGAUGAUAGCUUGCCUCAGCUUUCUCCUCAGGAGCUUCAGCGGAAGGUGUUGGAUUUGCAGGAGCAUGUCGCUGGGCUUCAGAGUUUAAACAAUGAGCUCCAGAGCAAAUUAUCGCAAAUGGAGAAGUCAGAGCGGGACGCUUUGGAAAGGGAAGACAAAGAUCUGACCAGCAGAAGCCGGUUCAAACAGCAGCUCGAGGAGAUGUGUGAGAGGCAGCCACAGUGUGACACUGAAAGGGAACGUCUUCGUGGUCAAGAUAAAGAGAUCCAGACAGAGACAAGCACCUUAAGAAAGACUGCACCUAGAAAUCUGCUUGGUGAUGAAAACAUGAUCAGCAGGUCCAGCCAGGGUAGAGAGUAUGCUCACUCUGACAGCACCCUGCCACACAGCGGAGACGACGACGACGGUGCAGAAAGCAACACAGAGGCUUUGGCGCAGACGUCUGACCUGGCAGGGUUAGGGUCAAACUCUAUGCAACAUCAAAGAGAGGAACUUCGAUCAGAAAAUCUGAAGUUGUGGGGUCUCCUGAAGGAACUGAAAUCCACCGAGUGUAAAGAAAAAGAGAGCGCCGAUGUCUCAGGGAGCAGCAGCGACAUGCAGGCUGAAUUAAGGAGGACUUUGGAAACGCUUCAGUCUAAUCCUAAACUCGUUUCCAUGGUCUUUAAAUCACCAAAGCAAACUACAAAGAAAUCAAGCAAAGCAUCGGCUGGCGAGACCGCCGUCACUAAUGUCAGCUCUGCAGAUGAGAAUCCAAAACCUCAAAGUAAAACACACCACAAGUCUCCAAAGCAGCAUGUCACAAGACACAGGGCUGGUGUCAAGUCUCGCCUCCCUGUGCCUGUGAGGCUCAGAGCAGAGGGCAGCACUAGCUGGCAGUCUGUGACCUCUGACCCGAUGCAGACUGACGCACAGCAACACUCUGCUGUGGAAGAUGUUUCUGAUUCUGACCAGCAGCUGCAUACCAACUCAGAUUCAGCACUGCAAACCAGCGCUUCCCCUUCCUCCACCGUCAGACAUUCACACACUAGCUGCAGCCCUGCAGAGUCAGACGGGGGCUUUGACACCAGAGCACCAGUGGAUCACACCCACAAUGAAUCUGCUCUUCUUUCCCAACUCGAGCUCCUCCACCAGGAAUGCCAGGAAAAGGAGGUCCUGAUAAAUAAGAUGAGGGAGCAGCUCAGUGAUCUAGAGGAGCUGCAUGUUCAACUGGAGGAAAAGAAGAGACAGAAUGCCCAGCAGACUGUAGCCCUGCAGGCUGCGCAAUCCACCAUCGCUUAUCUGACAGCCUGCAGUCUGGACAACCAGAGCAACUUUGGUCCGCACCCUAGUUCUGGCGCUGUGGGUUCUGACGUUGACCUCCACAGUAGAUGCAUGGCGUUGCAGAAAGCACUACAGGAGAAGGAAGAGCUCAACAACCAGCUCAUUGAGCUCCUGAGCAUGGCAGAGAAAGCCGUCGCCUCUUCUCAGAGCCAAGAUCAGGAACCUGAAACGGAUGGUCUCUCUUCAUGGAUAGAGGGUGCUUUGCAUGAGGUUCACACACACUCGCACAGACAUAGCCCAAAUCAAGCCAGCGGCCAAACUGAGAACUCUGUGCUUGAGUUGCAGCAGCAUGCAGACUCUUUGCAAAAAGCCCUUUUAGAACAAAGUAAGCUAAACGCAGAGCUCCAGGAGCAAUUAAGGGCUGCAAAUGAAGCUGCACAGCGUGACGGUUCUCAUUUAAAUGGCCCCACCUGGAGGCAAAGAGGUGGAACGACAGAGUUGCUUGAAGAUGAUGAGUCUAGGGAUGACCAAGGUGCAAAGAGAGGUUGUCAUAAUCCUGAUUUAAACCAAGAAAUGUUUAGCGUUGUACUGAAGUGCUUCAGUGCAACAGAGGCUGCUGUUUCCUCGUUAGCCGGCCACUGUAAAAACACAACCUCCCCGACCUCUGAUAAAUCAGAACUAUACGCCGACCUCCAGAAAGAUUUCGACAAUCUUCAGAGAGCUCUUCAAGAGAAAAGCAAACUGACUGAAUCUGGAGAGCACGGAAGGAGAAGCAGCAGCAAUCUGUCCGUUGCCUCAUCAGACACAAAAGGGCUGAAGCUCUAUCAGGAUCUCUGUCACCUUCACAAGGUUCUCAGUGAUUACUCUCAAAGAGUAAAUGACCUCCAGGCCUCCGCGCAGCAAGAGAGAGGUCACAGAAGAGAGGACAAGGUCCGCGGGGUCGAACACGAUGACAAGGGAUUACCACCAGAUGUUAAGCUCCAACUGGAGACGUUACAUAAGGCUCUGAGGGAGAAAAAGAAAGCAUACAAAAACCUGGAGGAGAAACUGGCCACUGCUCUUACCAGUACAUCCUCUACAGAAACUAUAAGAAAAGCAGCUCCUGAGCAGGGACACAAAAGCGUGCAGGUGGAUUUGCAGGACCUGGGUUACGAAACCAGUGGCAAGAGUGAGAACGAUAGGGAAGAGAGCAGUAGCACAGAUCUAGAUUUGGGGGUGAACCCUAGCUGCAGUGCGUCCAGCCUGCCUUCACUCUUGAAAAAUGAACAUGCCACCUUCUCCUCCACUGAAAACUUGGACUCAAACUCCAGCACUCCUUACCCAAGUUCCCCGGCUCUCAGCUCAGCCAAAGUUAGCCUGAAAAACUUACAGAUGUAUGAUGAAUUCGGGGCUUCAGAGGACCCUCUGCAGCUUCAGGCACAAGUAAGAGAGUUGAAAGCCCACCUAGAAAACCAGGCAAAGGUCAUUCUACAAAUGCAAAGCCUCCUACACAGAAACUCCCUCUCCAGUGACGUGGCUGCAAACACCUCAGAUCCGCUCACUGUCAGGGAGAAAGACGGCGCACACAAAGUGGACUGCGGUCAAGAAAGGGUCGGGCAGCCGAGUGGGAAAAAGGAGGCUGAAAACCAGUCUGCUACGGACAGAGCCGGUGUUGUGAAUAUUGACCUGUGGAAAGAGAGAACACUGAACCGGAGCACAAACGAACAGCUGCAGCAAACCCGCAGCCGCUCAACGUCACCUGCUAGGCUUGAUUCUCUGGUGAAGUCUCAGGCCAGAGAGUUGUCACAGCUGAGGGAGCAAAUCAAGGAGAGCCGCAGGCUGGGAGUGUUGCAGCGCCGCCAGCUGGAGGAGCUGAGCAAGGCGUUCAAAGACCUGCUGCACUCUGGAGAAGUGGACCACUACAUGGGGGAGGUGGUGAAGGAACAGCUGAACAAGAGUCUGAACCUUCUGGACAAGCUGGACGGCCGGCUGGACAAAGAAGAAUCUCAUCCGGUUAGUGAGGAUGUUGCAGCUUUAGAACUGUCUCGCAGACUGGCUAAGGAGUUGCAGGAGAAGAAUCGACUCAUCCAGAGCCUCCAGAGUCAGAUCCACGGUCAGACUCCCAGCAGCCAUCGCAGUUCCCAGUCCGACCUGAGCCGCUCAGACGUGACGAUUUCCUCCUGCCACAGCAGCACCACCACACAAGGCGGCAGUAGAGCGCACAGCCAGCAGCACUCUCCUGAGAACUCGGGAGCAGCCGUCUGUCCUGCAGGAGGCGCUCUGGAGAAAGGUGCGUCUCCUUUCUCCAGAAAUGCUUCCAGCAGUCUGCAGCGUCUGCAGAUGGAGAACCGGCGGCUGCAGGAGCAGCUGAAGAGCAACGAGGAGCUCAACGCCACCUUACGCAGCGAGCUGGACCUGCACUGCUCCAUUUUGGCGCAGCCCAGCCGGCAUCACCAAGAGCAGGAGCCAGGCCCGGAUCAGGAAGCCGCAGAGCCUCAAACGGGAACGCAUGAACAAGGUGGAGACAUCGGCUCACAAGGAGAAGGCGGAGAACAGCCUCGCACUAUGAAUUCAGACCUGCUGGCUGAACAUCUCCAAGAGAUCAGAGCGUUACGCCAGCGACUGGAGGAAAGCAUUCGCACUAACGACCUCCUGAGAGAACAGCUGGAGAGGAAGUUGGCCGAGGUGGAGAAAGACCCAGCAGCCACAAACAUUUUUAUCCAGGGCAGCGAGGAGCAGGGUCAGCUGGUUAAUGAAGUGCGCUUCCUUUGGGAACAAAAUCAAGUGCUAAAAGAGCAGCUCAAUGUGGGAUCUCGAGACAAGCAGAAGGAGAACGAGAAGCUGCGUGAGACUCUGGCGCGGCGGACAGCCAAGCUGGAGCAGAGCAGGAAGGAGAGUGAAGUUCUGCGGAAGGAAAACCUCAGACUGCAGGAGACGCUGGAGCAAAGCAGUCAGGAGAACGCGCUGCUGCAGAACUCCCUGCAGGCCAGCAGAGAAGAGCUGCGAAGGUUGCAGUGUGAGGUGAAGCUCCAGAGGCAGCAGCUGUCCGACUCCCAGCAGCUGCUGCAGUCGCUGCGAGUGGAGCUGCAGGUUUAUGAAAACAUCAAGAACGACUCCAGCCAGCAUGAACGCCGUCAGGAGGCGCCGCAUCCUGUCCCCAUGUCGUCGUCUGGCUCGAUGAACCUGGGAGAGCUCCUGUCCGAGAUCAGACACCUGCGGCUGCAGCUGGAGAGGAGCAUCCAGACCAACACGGCGCUGCGGCAGAGACUGGAGGAGCAGCUGCUCAGAGGACCCGGUCACUCUGAGACCAUCAACAUCAACUACCUGCUGUCGUCUCCAGAUGAAGCGGGCCGGCCACCGGGUCGGGAAGGCUGUGAUCCUCUGCUUCGAUCCUUCCGGACCCACGAGCAAACCAGUGUCUAUCAUGUCUCCUCAGAAGUGAAACAUCAGGCUCAGUCGGAGAACGACGCCGACUCCGUCUGCAGCUCCGAACAGAGCGUCUCCGGCGCUCCUUCCCGGUUGGUCCCUGGCCACCGGAUGUGGGCCACCCGCAACGGGCGCCACGUCCUGGGUUUGAUCGAGGACUACAACGCCCUCCGCAAGCAGAUCUCAGAGGGGAGGAAGCUGUCACGGAGCAUGGACGCACAGCUGCACGAGUGUCUGCACGCGCUCAGACAGCAGGGCUCUGACAACCAGAUGAGAGAAAACCAGCAUUUGAAGAGUUUAUCCAGCAGCAGCAACACCAUGCAGCAGGUGCUGGAGGAGGCCGGCCGGCUGCUCAAGCUGCUAUGGAGGGUCUCUCUGCCGGCUGCCAGCACAGCAGGGGGCAGCGCCGGCAGCCAGCAGGAUGAGCUGCUGAAGAACGAGAUCGCCAGACUGAAGAACAGAUUAUCUCAGCAGGAGAGGAUGCUGAGCGGAGCCGUGAAGCGCCUGCGGACCACCAACCAGCUCAAAGAGGGGAUGGAGAGAGUCAUCAUUGACCAAUUGUCUCUGACUCAUGGAGUGUUGAAGAAAGCUCGGGGGAAUUUAGAGACAAAUUACUGCACCUUGUUUGGGCAGAAAGGCCCGUCUGGAGGAGCAGGUGCAGGAGGUCCCAGUCGGUGUGCAGUAGUGGAGGCUGAGCAGAGAAGUUUUCCUAUUUCCAGUCUGACUGCAGACAGAGACUCUGAUUUAUCGGGUGGAAACAGCGACUGAACCCAACGGAGCUCCUUCGUUUCAACCCGACGUUACCCAGCCUUCAUGUCCCGCUGUAAAACCGUCACCUUGUCCCCCAUAAAUCCAAGCCUUUUUAUACCUGAAUUGCACAACUUUUGCCUUUAUUUUAAUUGUGGUACUAAAGCUGUAAAAGUUUAUUUUAAAACAAUUCCUGUGUAAAUAGCCAUCCGUGCAAUGCAGCAAAAAUAUUUUCCUUUAUCAUUUUUUAUAUGACGAAAGUAUUUUACUACUGUUUUAGCUUGUGUAGGAGCUACUGUGAGACAAAUAUGUUCAAAUGCAGUAAAAAGUAUCAUGAUGAUGAA
Molecule: messenger RNA, 9350 nt
Organism: Xiphophorus couchianus (Monterrey platyfish)
Lineage: Eukaryota; Metazoa; Chordata; Actinopteri; Cyprinodontiformes; Poeciliidae
Gene: cdk5rap2
Product: CDK5 regulatory subunit associated protein 2
Exons: 52
Coding region: 133-9027 (2964 amino acids)
Biological process (GO): regulation of Golgi organization; centrosome cycle; positive regulation of microtubule nucleation
Cellular component (GO): centrosome; Golgi apparatus
Molecular function (GO): molecular adaptor activity
Source: RefSeq, a predicted model, not a curated record